CCACUCCGUCACCAUGUCGGAACGCAAGGUGUUGAACAAAUACUUCCCACCGGACUUUGAUCCGUCCAAGAUCAAGCGCCGCAAGGGCUUGAAGAAGCAAAAUGGAUCCCAGAUGACUGUCCGUCUGAUGUCGCCGUACUCGAUGCGCUGCUCAAAGUGCGGCGAGUACAUCUACAAGGGCAAGAAGUUCAACGCGCGCAAGGAGACCGCCGUUGGGGAGGAGUACCUGGGCAUCAAGGUGUUCCGCUUCUACAUUAAAUGCCCAGUAUGCUCCUCAGAGAUCACCUUUAAGACCGAUCCUAGGCAAGGCGACUUUGUGCCCGAGCAUGGCGCCACUCGUAACUUUGAGAACUGGAAGGAGACAGACCCAAACAACCAGGCCGGUCUGUUGCCAUCUGCUGAGGCCGAUGAAGAUUACGACAGCGAUGGUAACCCAACAGCAGAGAAAGUUGAGCGCGAUGCCAUGGCAGACCUGGAGCGUAGCCAGGAGCAAUCACGCCGCGAGAUGGAGAUCAUGGACGAGCUCGCCGACUUGCGGCAACGAAACGCGCGUCUCGAGACCAGCGCCCGCGCCGACGACCCCGAGUCGCUCCUUGCGGCGCUUCACGCCGAGCGGGAGAACGCCGAAGAAGCAGCGCGAAGGCAAGCCGAGGAGGAGGAGGACAACGCCAUGGUCGCCAAGUUCUUCACCAAGCUGCCGCCACCAGGCGCCAAGGUCGACGCGGUACCAGGAGCCGACGCGUCCGACGAGGAAGGGGAAGGCAGCGCGUCUCCCGCGCCCGCGCCCACCCCCGCACCGCUCAUCAUCAAGCGCACCGCCCCCGUCGUGAAGGGCGAGCCGACAGUCUCGUCCCUACUCGCUGCCAAGGGCAAGGUGCUCGACGGCGGCGUAGCACCACCCAAGCCCGCCGCAAAGCGGAAGCGCGGCGAUCUGCAGAAGAUGCUCGGAAUCAAGGGCAAGAAGCCCAAGGCGUAGUGUGGUAGUCACGUGUAUUCAUAGGUCCCAUCCCAUAGCAUGAACGUGUUGUUGGCAUGAUUUGAACUUCGUGGGGCGAUACGGCCAGC
This is a messenger RNA of Cutaneotrichosporon oleaginosum, 1065 nucleotides long. NCBI's taxonomy places the organism in Eukaryota, Fungi, Basidiomycota, Tremellomycetes, Trichosporonales, Trichosporonaceae. The record is from RefSeq and is a predicted model, not a curated record.